This is a messenger RNA of Pelobates cultripes (western spadefoot toad), 13969 nucleotides long. The record is from the annotation of a GenBank genome assembly. NCBI's taxonomy places the organism in Eukaryota, Metazoa, Chordata, Amphibia, Anura, Pelobatidae.
AUGGCACCUACAAUACUUUCUUCCACUCCACAUUCUCAAAAGGGUCAUGGUAGCAUCUAUGCAGAGACUCUUCCAAAGUUGCGUAGAUUGCCUCAUGGUGAGUCUUUGCAUAAAGCUUUGGUUGUUCCAUACACUCCACCUAAAGGUGAAAGGAUGCAGAUUUCCGUUUGGACUUCAUACAGAAAAAAACAACCUUUGCAACCCUUUAAACUGAAAUCUUCCAAACAUCUGUACAAUCUUUUUCAUUCUGCUAGUGUGGCACGAUCUAAUCCAUUUGGAAACAGAAGACUUUUGAAGAGAGAGCUUGGGCAUGUUGCACUACAAGAUAAUGUGCUUACUACCCAUGAGCCUCACACAUCCAAAAACGGCUGGAAUUCUGCAGUAGAAGACAUGAUAAAUCAAUUAUUUGGUGUUGAGCAAAAUGUUCCUGUCAAAUCUGGGGUUCAAAAAUCAGGCUCUACUCUGGUUUUGAAGGGAAAAUCAAAAUUGAGCCUUGGGUCAUUUCUCGAAAGAGAUUCCAUCUUGGAAAACAGAGUUGCAAUGGUUCGAUCUUUACCCUUGGACAAUUUUUCUAUUCCAGUAACAAAAGUAAGCAAAAUUGUAUUACCACCAACCACCACAGAUAAUUAUCAGUCAUUUUCAUUUACUUUUGGAAAAAAUUUGGCAACGGAGAAGAAAACCACAAUUCCUUUAGAACAAUCUGUCACUGCCUUUCCUUUGACAGGAACACAGUCUGUGUCAAGUGAUGGCUUAAGUGUGAAUGUCCCUUUCAAGACAUUGGCCAAAAUAUCAUCUUUGCAUUCAACACCUUAUAAUGCAGCAAAAAAACUUCCUGUGACUAACAACCCAAACAAAUCCAUUUUGAACAGAUCUAUUCCCCCUAAUCUAAUUUCUUCAGCACAUAUUCAACGUUUUGGUAAAAGUAGCACUGAUGCAAUGGAGCUCAAGACUUUGGCUUUUACUCCAUUAAAAGAGUUGCACAAUCAUACAUUGCAUAUUGAAAAUAAAACCAGCAAAACAUCUUUAAAUAUGCUGCUCAAUGGACAAUAUCCUACCUCUAGUGUUACGGAGACUUCUAACAGUCUCCCUUUUGAUAACUUCAAAGGCACCACAGAACCUAUUAAACGUGAAAAAAAACAAGAAUCUUUGUUUUCAACUAAAGAUACACUGCUUUCCAGAACAAAAUCGUCAUUGCUUGGCUUUGUGGACCCUCAGAGUACUACUCCUGCUGCAUUAACUUGGCAUUCUACAAAACCCAAAUCUCCUCCUCUACAACUAUAUAGUUCAUCUACUACAACCCCUGAGGUGUCCAGACUCACUGCAUCAUUUCUUCCCAGAAGUCUUGGUUUACCUUCUACUCCAGACACAUCUACAUCAGAUCACAACAAUUUCAAUACACUACAAAAGCACAAACCAGAAACUCAAAGACUGAAUGAAAGCUCAUUCAUUGUGCUUGGCCUUGUGGACUCUCAGAGUACUACUCCUGCUGCAUUAACUUGGCAUUCCACAAAACCCAAAUCUCCUCCUCUACAACUAUAUAGUUCAUCUACUACAACCCCUGAGGUGUCCAGAUUCACUGCAUUAUUUCUUCCCAGAAGUCUUGGUUUACCUUCUACUCCAGACACAGCUACAAUAGAUCACAACAAUUUCAGUACAUUACAAAAGAGCAAACCAGAAACUCAAAGACUGAAUGAAAGCACAUUCACUGUGAAUAACACAAUUGUCCCUACGUCAUCAGAUUUUACGGUGCAUAGUUCUCCAUAUAGUGAAGCUGUCUGGGGGGUUAGUUUUAAGAAGCCUUCAAGAAAAAAGGUUAGAUCAAGAGAAAUUUUAAGCUAUACAAAACAAACCAUCACAAAGCCGUUGCUUGACCACUCUAGUUUACCUGUAACUACAGUAAAUUUAUCAGGUUUUGGGAAAACUGUUGGUAGCACUGAUGUUUCCAUGCAUGGCCGAGUUAUCUCAAACCAUUCAACUACACAUUCAUCGGAACAAACGUUAACGUCCUCAAAGCUACCUAGUGUUCAAUCUCUUGCUGCAAACCAUUACCCUUGGCUUUUUACCAAACAGGAUGGUGCCACAGUUCCUCUCUCUCCCACAUUUAUGCCCUCAUCUGGACAUACUGCACUUAGGGAUAUGACUCGAGGUCUUCACAGUUCCUCAACCACUUCAAAAUUUUCUUCUCCAAUUUCUGAAGUGACGCAAAGUGCCAUAACUCUUGUACAGGACAAGCAUAAGUUUUUCAAAACUGUUACAGAUCCAAACACCUUGCAUUCCCAUCCUUGGACUUCCCCAAGUAAGAAUGUGACACACACAGUUGAUCAUUAUGGAACGGCGCCUACGGAUGUUUCAACGGUUACAGAAAUUACUGGAAUUUCUGUAACUUCAAAAUGGAAGUCUCUGACCUUCAGUGCUACCACACCAAUCUAUAACGCAAGCAGUGAAGUAGUGUCUGUAACUUCCUCUGAGACUACCUUCACCAAUACAACUGAGGAAGUAGAUUUAAGCUGGCUAAAUGGUACAGAUCUUGUCAAUAUAUCCAUAGGUUUCCGUAGACCAAAGCGCCCUAAAACUCCUUGUCCACAAGAAGUGGCUUCAACUGCAUCAACGCGAAGUGCAGUGACACAAAGCAUCAAGACUACAAAGUUCCAGGCCUCAGGAUCAUCUGCAGCUUUUCUUGGAAUGGUCACAAAAUUACAGCAUUCAGUGUCCACUCAAACCCAUCACACUGCCUCUUCAACCAUAAAACACACUAAAGGCCAUCUCCCUUCUCCAAACGUCCAUACAACAACUACCCUCAGAGGGACUACAUCAAGGUUAAUGCCAACGAUGUAUUCAACAAGUGCGGACAGAAUAUAUUUGAAGACUAAAGCUGCUGAGAUGGGACCAAUCCAUAAAACUACUUCUAAGGGUGCCAUAGCCACAGUGUCUACAUCUAGCACCCGUAACAGUACAAAGAUGGACAUUCUCACCUCCUAUUCUCCAGUGCCUGUCAUUCCUGCCAUGCUAGUGACCGAAGGUGCUAUAAAGGAUGAAGAUCUCUCAAUUCCUUCUUCUAUGGGAAACCAUUUUGUAUCAGAAUCUGACGACCCUCUAGCUGACCGAAGACAAACUCUUGUGCCUCCUACUACUACUGCCUAUUCACCAAUCGUGCCUCUAAACUUUCGCCUCACUGGGAUUGCGUACAGUUCGCAGCUACAGGAGAAGCAAUCCAAAGAGUAUACAAUACUGGAGAAAGAAGUACAACUAGUGGUGAGUAUGCAAGUAAUCAGUCCGUAUAUUGAUGUGCUAUGUAUUCCUGCAGAACUGAAAAUGUUACUGGAUGAACACGGCUCUUGCUUGCAUUGAAUGCUGCUAAAGCAAAUGCAAAAUGGAGACACUUUGAUAAAGCCCCUACUUUCAGUGUAUUUUCAUCAGACAGAGUGACCGUGUUGUGUAUGUGUGUUUGUUUCUGGGGCAUGUGGUUUUACCAGUACAGGGGGGCGGGGGGAGGAAAGAAAAAAGAGGUUACCUUAGGUGUGAACAAGUGAAAGAAAGGGAAUAUAAAAUUAGAAUUUUAAUUUUAUUUAUUUUUGGACAAUUUAAAAUCAGGGGAAAAAAAGAAACGUGUUUUGAUACUUCCCAAAAUAGCCACAUGGUAAAUUAAUGGAAUAUGCAAUAUACAUCACUUGAAGAGAACAAUUUCUAUUGAUUUUUGAUUUACUGUACUGUACAGUUAUACACGGUUAUUUGUGUAGGCUUUAAAAAAAAAAAAAAAAUUUAAAAAAAAAGCUGUCAAAGUUGAAAAAAGGAAAAUUUAGACUUGGAGUGUGUCUAGCCAACCUGCUUAAAAUUUUACAUUUAUAGUCUCUCCUAGUACCGUCCCACUGGUAGCACUUCAACUUGACUAUAGAUGAUAUAUUUAAAAACUCCAAAAUUAUUUCUGUACCAAAAGUCCAACAUUUCAAGCACAAUGCAAUAUAGCCUGGUUACACAUCAAACCUAAAACACAAUUUAGAGAUAAUAGUGAAUACUAUAUAAUCAAACACCUUCAUUACUACAAAAUUAUUCUUCUGCUUGUGUGUGCCUUUGUUUAUGUAGGUUUUUUAUUUUUAUUUUUUUUAUUUAUUUUUUGACAUUGCAAUGUUCAUUGUACAUUGCAGGUCUAUUGACUGUUAUACUGACCGCCACUAAAGGGAACUUCCCAUAGGACAUAGGUCAUUGAGUCAAUUUGUGCAUUUUAGUAAGGGCAGGGACACUAAACUGUUAGGAAUACAGGUCUCCACUCCUUCUUCAAAAAACAAAAAUUUAAAAACUCACUUUUUGCACAAAAGCAUAUCAAUUAGACUGUUAAUGGCUCCAAAAAAAUCCUCACUAAAUCUUCAAUGAAUAUCAUUCUACCAAUCUUACUUCCCUUACCUUUUUUUGUAUCACUUUACCCCACUCCCUCUAGCACGUAGGCUUAUUGAUGGGGGGCCCUCAACCCCUCUGUUUCUGUGCGUCAAACUUGUCUGGUUACAAUAACGUGUUUGUUAGUCCACCCAUUGUAAAGCGCUAUGUAAUUUGUUAGCACUAUAUAAAUAUAAUAAUAUUGAUGAUUAUGUCACUGACUGGGAACCACAGGUUCGAAUCCUGGUCCGACACCAAACAAUAUAAACCCUGCCCACCUCAAUAACAUGAGCAACACGAACCAAGAGUCAUGCCGGCUCAUACAAUGCCCAGAUUCACAAGGUCUGCAUCCGAUGCCAGGGAACCAAGGCAAUCUGACAAGUAGGCUACUGAAACAAAUCAUUCCGGAGAACCUAGACCUGCUUGAAUGCUACUACAAUAGCCGACCCAAUGAGAAGUGCUACAUGAAACGUAUGUGGGAGCGAUGGAUGAAUAAGAGACCACCAUCUACCCUGACACCAAAACAGCUGGUUACACAACGUUUAAACCUCUUCAAGAGGAAUUUAGUGUAACAACUAAAAUUAAAAGGACUACAGAAGAAAACCUCAACCAUGCCCUAUGAGGAGGACUAAGUACCCACAUACUUACCUGCAGAGAAUUGGAAAACUGCCAGACAGCAUGCAGUUAAUGACGCAUUGUCCACAAUCCCAACCUACACCAUCAGAGACCAUCAGGCUUAUAUAUGCUACAGCAAUAGGGGUCCUCCAGCUCAUUGACUACAAGAUCAGGCUCAAAGAGAAGCAAUGCCCACAACGGAGACUACAACUGGAAGAGUUAGUAAGCUGGAGCAACUUCAGAGGAGGAAAGAUCAAAGAUAGAUCCUGGCUGUUGCGGAAAUACAAGUAUAUGACCAUACCAGAGGUGCUGAAAACAGAGAAGCAAAGACUGACUGCACUGGCAACCAGACUGAGCAGAUAACAGAAGCGAAAAGAAGCAAUGUUCUCUUUACCAAAGAACCAUCCAAAGUGUAUGCACAGCUACAGGGUAACCACCACAUCUCCUCCCAAGACCCACCCAGUACUGGAAGAGUAUCUGGGAGAAAGAAGCAUCUCAUAAGAGGCCCAGUGGCUACUAGACAUGAAAACAGACAACUGCAUUCUUCCAGAACAGGUACCAGUCACCAUCACAGUCGAAGAUAUCAUACAGUGAGCGGCACACAUGAAGAGCUGAUCAGCCCCAGGACCUGACAUGAUCCACAACUACUGGAUAAAGAAGUUAACAGCGCUGCAUGAACGCCUAACAGCACAAAUGAACCAGCUACUAGCAACAGGCUCCCACCCCGACUGGCUAACAAAAGGCAGGACAAUACUGGUCAUGAAGGACCCUCACAAGGGAACACAAUCCAACUACUAACCAAUAACCUGCCUCCCCACAACAUGGAAACUCCUGUCAGGCAUCAUAGCCUCCAAGAUCCAAGGGCAUAUGAGUCAAUAUAUGAGCAAUACUCAGAAGGGGAUUGGAAACACCAGAAGAUCAAAACACAAACUACUGGCAGUCACAAGGGAUUGACUACAAGAAAGCCUAUGACAUACAUACAUACAUACAUACAUACAUACAUACAUACAUACAUACCUCUCUACAAGGUCAAUAAGACAAUAGGAGCCUUAAUCAAGAGCUCAAUGGAUAGGUGGAAAACAACUUUUGAAGCCAAUGCAUCAGGUAUCCAGCUGGAAUAAUAACCUGGUCACCCUGGAUGUUAGGACCCAGAAACUAUUCCCUAUAAAUGGAGGAUUCAACCCGUAUUCCAGCACCCAGAUUGUACACCAGCCAGAAGGACGGGGCCUGAUGCGUGUCAAGGCCACAGUCCUGGAUGAAACCCCGUGCAUCCACAAGUACAUCACGAAGAUGGCUCCCAAAGAUCUGCUAAGGGAAUGCUUGAGACAACAGAGGAUGCAGAAAAACUAAGCGGUUUCUUGGCAAGACAAAACUCUCUACAUGGGGUGUACCACUGGCCGUGUAUGUGGCUCACAUGACAAAAUCCUAACAGUGGUUGGAAAAGGCGAGGUUUAAAGACCGCACCGAGCACAGGAACAGGCACUCUGCACCAGAUCAGAAGAAGCUGGAGUCUACCACACGGGCAAAACCCAAGGUGCAGACUAUGCAAAGAGGCCUGAGUGCAGGUCUAAGAACAGCUAAGUUACUGCGCAGAACCCUCAAACUCCCAGGCCUCUAAUAGAGGACCCGAGAAUGAGGAAUAAACAUUCCACAAAGGAGGGGUGAGAAAAUCAAUAACAAAAGUGUUUAUUUUUUUCCUAAUUGGGAUUUUUCUAAAAAAAAAAAAAACUUACAAAACCUGCAGUUAAGUUAUCUGCAGCCUUUGAAAUCCCUCCCCUUCUAACUCCACCUAGACUUGAUGUGACUAUCAAAUCAGACCUCCCAAUGCAGCUUAAUGAGAAGUCUUUGCAAUGCUGGUGCUCUGGGCAGUUGCUGCCUCUUAAGUUUAGCUUCACUGAUCUAAACAAAACAGGAUAUGUAACAGGACCUAUUGUCUUAAAGCCAGGUACUGUAACAAUGUUAAAGUGCAAAUUUUUAUUUAAAAGCUACAUGUUUUGAAAAAAUGAAAAUACUAUAUUUUUUCACACAGCAAGCUGAAGCACUUUACUUGUUUGUAGUGCCCCUUUCAGUGAUCAGCUUUGCACAGAUUGUAUGGGACUUUAUGUAGGCUCGUUCAUUAACAAAUUGCGACCAGAGCAAAAAUGUUCAAGGGUAAUCUGUUUAUGUUGUAACAUUUCCCCUCUCCUUAUUAUGUUUUUUUUCCCUAUGUGUUGGCAUAUUAUGUCCGCUCCCCAUUCGGGAGUGCUUUCACUAAGUGAUCUAUUAACCUCCCGAACGGCGACCACCCCAAUGGUCCAUUUAGAACGCUCAUUAGGAUUUGGGCACCCUAAAAUAGUGCCAAAAAGGCAAGGGAAACCUUGGCGCUUGACCUCCCUUGGAUAGCAGCCCUUUCAUAUAGACUAACACCAUCCAGGGGGGAGCAUUCGUGAAUUGGUUCCCGAAUGAGUACCUUCCGAGGUCCUGAAAGAUGCUUCCCUUGCCUGGUUUCACACGGACUCUGCGAACGGAUGCUGUUUGACCCAUGUACCGUUGUGGUGGUCCCUGAGGUUAGUGUGGGCAACCCUUGGGGCACGGGCUAGUUUGGCGGGCUUUCUGUGCCUGGGAGACAGAGGCGGAAGCCUUUUUCCCACACUUUGACUCCCAGGUACAGAGGCUUCUGGGAUGAAGACCCCUCUGACAUCUGGAGCAGGAGACCAUGGAUUUGGGUGGUGGGAACGGGGGACAAAGGGAGCCAAGUCCCUGUCCUGCGCUAAGACCCCUGGUAGGGGGAGAACCCUGGGAUGGGAUACUGUUGGGGUUUGUUGGAGACCCCAUGCAUGGGCCUUUGCAUAGAAGAAACAUUUUCUGCAAUGCUUUAUAAUUCUAAAAUGGGGAUAUCUGACAAGUAAUUUACAUAAAGAAUAUAACAGACUGGGUGUAGAAAGCCCUGCUAAAACCAUACUACAGUCCGAUACAAAGCUUACAAUACAACUGAUCAUGACCUACUAAUAAUACAGACUACAUACAGAAGCACGAUUGGCUUAUACUUGGUGAAUUAAGGGAGACCUCUGCUGAACACACUAAAUAUGACACCAGCCUUAAACCAAUUCUAUACUAGUAAGAGGGUCUGAUAUGUCACGUGCCCUGAAGCUGUACAAUGUAUGAGAACACACUUGUAGAGCAUGAAGCUUAAUAGUGGCUCUAAACCUAACAAUGCUUUAGAUUUUAUACCACAGGUGAAUGUACUGUAUCGUAGAAUUGUCUGCAAUUUGGCGGUUUGUAAAUACCUGAAUUGGAAAAACUUGAGUAGAAAUUUGGCUGAAUGUCAGCCAACUGGAUGUACAAAUGUUUUGAGUAGUGCAAUAGGUGAAAUGAACUUGAAAGGGAAACAUUUUGACAUGUUAUGACACAAAGAAGCCAUUUGUAUAAUACCUUCUUGGUAGAUCAAACAUGUGACCCAGCAGUUAGAUAACACUACUUUUGGUACUUUGAUCGAAGUAGAUAAAGAUCCUAUCGCUUAGUAAGUGUUUGACACUCCAGGAAAUAUUGCCCUUUGGCGAGCUACAUGCCUUGAGUGUGUGUUCAUGAUUUCAGCUUUAUUCGUUCUAUCUGAUGAUGGGAUCUUAGAGUCAUGAAAGCUAGCAGUUACUACACUCUCCAUUAAAAGAACAUUAAUAGGAUAUUUUUAACACCAUACCAAUAAAAAAAUCAAUAAAAUUUGUAUUUUUACAAUAAAAUCUCAACAAGUAAAAUAUUUAUCAUUUUUACUUGAUUAGUAUACUUAUCUGAUUAUAGAAUUACAGAAGUGGUCAAUUAAUUUAUUAAGCCUUCAUCCUUUCAAUAUAUUCCUUCUCCCCACCCAUAAUGGUCUCGGAUAUGACAGUGUCAGGUUAUGAAAUAUUUUAAUAUUUUUGCAGGGUUUUUAUAUAUCACAAUAUGUAUUUUCAUUGGAGAAGCAAACUCCAUCGUCACCUGAAAAGGACCACAUCUCAGAUUAAGAAGAAUCCCCAUAGGAUUUCUUCACCUGUAAUCUUAAUAUUCUGUGUAUUGGAUCGGCCUCCGUGACGAGCCCUCAAUAUACAAACUGUCUCUUAACUAUUCUUAAAAGGAUCAGAAAGCUGGAAACUAUAUUGAUAUAUGAUAUGAUUUUUUUCAAAGACAAGUCAUUUCUAACUUAUUUGUUUAGUAAAAUUUUGUAAAAUUAGGAAUUGCUUGGUGAGGGGAGGUUUUUGAAGUCAAAUGUAACUGAUUUUAAAAUGUGUCAAUAAAAUUCUCAUUACUUUUCUUGAAGUAACAUAAGGGCCGGUUAACGGUUUACUGUUAGCUCAUUAUGUUAUGACGAAUGAUAACAUUUUAAAGAACAUUCUAACAAGGCUUUCUGUAUCCUUUUUGCAGUUAAACAAGAUCUUUUCCACAAAGUAUCAAAGCGAAUUUCUUCAAUCGACCAUCAAAAACUUUUUGUAAGUGAAAAUACUCUUAUUAUUGUGGUAUCCUAUGCAAAAUAAAUCGCAAGUCAAAUGUACCCAUGCUAAUCUUUAUGAUGUUACCAUUUUAUUUAACUGCAUUUUUCCUUAUUAACAGAUCUUACUACCCUGGAUAAUAAUACAAACUAUAAUAUUUACCCAAUUCACUUCCUGUGGAACUCGCCUCCCUCCUCCGUUAGAUGCUCACCCAGUCUCCACUCCUUCAAAAAAUCUUAAAAACCCACUUCUUCAUAAAAGCGUAUUGUAACGGAUCACCUGGCACCCCGACUGGGUACCUCCAUUGAAGGAUGCUCCUACCGCUUCCUGAGGACUCCAAGCACUGCAGCAGACACCACAACCACCGUAGACUCCUUUAGAGAGCAAAAACCGGAACAAGCACUUACAAGAGCUUAGUGAUUAUAGCAAGGGAGGAUGCAGAGCAUAGCAAUCCCUUGUAGCAGAUUCCCCCCAAUAAGAGACUCCAAACUGAGGGUGAAGUAGAACUGACUUUUAAUGAUACAUACUCUGCUUUUAUGCAAUUCUCCCCUGCAAGGGAGACACCCACAGAGAAUUACACAAUACCCAAUCACACAAUGGUUACAUCCCACACAUCUCCUCCUCUUAGCCGGAGAGGUAACCCAAUUAUCUAUACAUUUUAAAACACUCUUUUUACCCAACUUUCAUAACUCUAAAACCAUACAUCCAAUAUUAAGUCACAUAUUAUUAAUCCGCACAUUCCAAAUACAAACAUACCCAAAAAUCAUUCGAAUCCGUUCAGGAGAUACAUACAAGUCACUUUUUUGACCGACCGCAAGCACAUUUUCAUGUCCAAAACAGUUCCGUGGAUUUGGGCUGUGCGGUCGGUCUAUUUUACACUGAGAAAAUGACUAAGUCCCAUUCGAAUGAGCGUUCGAAUCUUCGAACGGGACUUAGUCUCCAGCCGCAGUGUUGAAGUAGAGUAGAACGUAGGGGGUCAGCUGUGUUCGUGAAAUUGGGUAGCUGCAAACAGUUCCAUAGAUUUGGCUGUACACACCGCUGACCGCGUUCGAAUUUUAGCUACCGUGCUGAACAAAUUGUUGUUCUCCUGGUUUUCCACAGAUGGUGUGUAAUGGGUUAUCAGUUUGCUUGUGCAGUAAGACCUACACGCACCAGAAAGCUAAACAGUGUAUGCAGUGCAACUUUAUUCUUAAAGGGAUUCUAUAGUGUAAGGAAUACAAACCGUCUCCCUACCUUUUGGAAGAGCUGGCCUGGAUCCUUUCUCUAUGGUUCUAGUCUUCGUGCUCUUCCAACGCUGCUGUUAAAGCACAAUAUAUACCAUAUGAAAUACCUUGAAUUGUUUUCUUGGUGGGCAUUCUGUGGGCUAAUUUGAACAAUCAAACUGCUAUAAUGCCACAAAAUAAGUCCGACCAAUCAAAUCCAUCUAUUAAAAUUCUAAGUGUUAAACAGUUUGGUAUAUAGGAUUGUGGCAAAGGCAUACGUUUGUACAGGCGUAGUAAAUCAGGUUGAUGAACUAGUUGUUUUGAAAACAAAAACUUUUUGUUUUGUGUGUAUGCUAAAAGUAAAAAAAAAAAAAAAAAAAAACUACAUUUUUACUGCAAUAUUUAGCAAAGACUGUCAGUUUGCAUCAUAAAGUGUUCUGCUGUGGAGGUAGGUGAUAACUAUGCUUCACCGCUGUUACUUCAAGAUGAUCUAAUCCUGCUUGCAGAGUAUAUACUAUAAAAUCUUAUUUCAAAGGUUAAAUAGACAUUUGUACAGAGAUUUAGAAAGAUUUUAGGACUAGCAGAAUUUUUUUUUUUUUUUUAGAAACACUUUAGUGUUGCUACCAUAACUUAAAGGAACACUUUAGGGCAGUGUUCCCAAUCCAGUCCUCAUGGCCCACCAACAGUCCAGGUUUUGUCAGUAUCUCCACUGGAAUAAAACGGAGAAAUGCAUAAAUACUGGACUGUUGGUGGUCCAUAAGGAUUGGGUUGGGGAACACUGCUAUAGGGUCAGGAACACAAACAUGUAUUCCUAACCCUAUCAUGUUAAAACCACCACUUAGGCGGCUUGCUGCCCAUAAAAGGUAAUAAAACGCAUCUUGUUUCUAGCGCCGUGCGGGUCUGCUGGGGCUGGCCCUGCCUCCAAUCUGCCUCCUUGUUGAUUUCAUCAGAAUUUUAUUUCAGCCAAUCCAAUGUUUUCCCAUAGAGAAAAUAUAAUCAAUGCAUUGAAUCAAUACAUCUCUAUGAGAAAAGUUCAGUAUCUCCAUGCAGAGUGUGGAGAUGCCGAACGGCAGUGCUGCACAGUGUGCAGCACUGUCCCAGGAAACACCUGGAGUGGCAACUGGGGGUGUCCCUAGGUGGCAAUGUAAGCACUUCAUUUUCUCUGAUACAUGCUUUAUAAUUUAAAGCCAAUUUUAAGGUACACUAAUUUUUUAUAGAAAUUCUAUUUUUAUUUUUAUUUUGACAGCUGGUAAUGUUUCUUACUCCUUUGCAUUGCAGGAAUGGGUCGGUUAUUGCAGAGACUGAUCUUGUGUUUGCUAAUCAGUCACCCAUCCCUAGUGGCUCCAACAUUGUAAGGACACUGCUUUCCAGCAACCUGGCACAGCAAAAUGAAUUUGGAUGGCGCAUUGAUUCCACUUCUGUAGAAUCAAAAGGUUUGUGUUCCUUCUUUCUUUAACAUAAUGUUAAGUGAUCAUUGCCUUGUGGUGAUUACCAUUAGAAAAUCUGUUAAUGCUUUUUUAAAACUUAAAGGAACACUAUAGGGUCAGGAACACAAACAUGUAUUCCUGACCCUAUAGUAUUAAAACCACCACCUAGCCCCCUGACUCCCUUUUGCCUCCCCAAAUAUAGUAAAAUCUUACUUGUAUUCAAGUCUGCUACUUCUGACCUGCCUGUGUGUUCUCUGCUAACCUCAUCAGAAGUGGUGGUCUGAGCUAAUCACAAUGCUUCACAAUAGGAUUGACUGUGCCUGUCAAAGAGGCAGAUCAGGCGCAGAGCUGGCGUAUGACAACAUAUUCCGGCUCCUUCGCUGUGUCUGAUAGGAACUCUGCCGCCCGCUGCAUGGGUCCACUAGGUGGGCAGUAGGCCAACCUCUUGGGGCUCCCCCUAUUACAGGGGGAACACGGGAGCGGUAUCUAGGCGGCGCACGGUCGCAGGGGUCAUGGCCUUCAGCAGCUAUCUGAAAAAUCUUUGUUCAUUUUGUGUAACUUUGAAGGGGCCAGUUACCAAUGGUACAAGAUCUUGUAAUGGUUCUUCAUAUGGCCCGAGCACUGUUCUACGUUUAAGGGAUGUAGAUAUCCAAAACCAUUCUUCCAGUUCCCACUGAAAGCCUAGAUCACUCUCCCAUGCCAGCAUGAAGUCCAGUUUGCCUGUAUUGGUUGGAAACAAAUAAGAGUAGCUUAAAGAAAUUGUAUGCUUGGGGCGGAGCCUGACCGCGCAAGAAAAUGGUAGCUUAAUUCUUGAGCUCUGCCGAGGGCUAGCCCAAAUCCUCAGCCGUCUUCAGCACCUGAGCCCCCUUUACUCCCCUAAAACUCCAACCGCACUCGCCCACUACAUGGGUGGGGCCAAAAAGACCCGAAACUCGUCUGUGGCACCGAUCUUCAGACGCACACAGGAGAGGGCCCAGACACCAGCGCCGGAACUCUCCCUCCCUGGCGCGGACUCCGAAAUGAGCAGCCAAACGCCAACGUACAGAGCGGAGGCUUUCGUAAUUCAGUGGCGGAGGAGCUGGACAAGCUGCUCAACCCUAUUUUGGAAAAAUAUGGCGGACAUCACAGCCUGCGCGCAAGCCACUGAAGCCAAUAUGGCGGAGGUACAAGAAAGCGUGCACACACACGAGGGAGCUCUGAGAUACCUCCGAGAUCAACUGCGCGUCCUAGAGGAUGCGAAUGAAGACUUAAACAAUAGGACACGCUGCAACAACAUUAGGGUGCGUGGGGUCCCAGAAUCGGUCACCGCCGAGCUCCUUAUGGACACACUGCAAAACGUGUUUACUCACCUCCUGCCGGAGGCUACAAUGGCGGACCUCCUCAUGGACCGAGCGCAUAGAGCACUGAGAGCUCCCAGCACGACCUCCACCACCCCCCGCAAUGUAAUCGUACGGAUGCACUUCUUUCAUAUUAAGGAAUACCUCACGCGGGCCACCAGAGAGACCCCCGUGGAAGGAGUACCGAUCCAAUUGUAUCAAGAUUUGGCGCCAGCUACCCUCGAGACAGCGGGAGCUCCGUCCACUGACUCUGCACCUAACCCAGCAUGGCCUCCGUUAUGCCUGGGGCCAUCCCUUCAAAAUUAUAAUAUGCAAGGAAAACAAAUUCUACACCUUAGCGAGGCCGGAAGAGAUCCCAGCCGUCCUCGAGCAACUAGGCCUCACUCCGUUACCUGAAACGCUCCGCGCCACUGCAGGCACCUCCACGCUGUGUGAUCCUGCCAACAGUCCUCCAACCUGCAGCGAAGCGCACCGACAACAGUGCGCAGGAUACCGGCCAUCUGACGCCACACUCCCGUAAAGAGAUACCGACCACGACCUCCAUGCACGACCCUCACGACACCUGCACACCUCACAACUAG